Messenger RNA from Stylonychia lemnae, 651 nucleotides. The record is from the annotation of a GenBank genome assembly. Lineage: Eukaryota; Ciliophora; Spirotrichea; Sporadotrichida; Oxytrichidae.
AUGAUUAGAAAGAUAAACACUAGUAAUGUAUUUCUCAGACCUAAUGAAGAUAUUGAAAAUGCAGCCUUAGAGUCUCAAAUAAAUGCUGAAGAAUAUUAAAAAAUAUCUGAAGAAAGAAAAUCAAACUCUGAUUAGCAACGUAAAAUGUCUCAUAGUAAAAACUAAGAUCGUUUGGAAAUAAAAUUUGAAAAAGGCUCUUUGGGCUCGGGUGAUCUUAUUAAUCAACCCACUUACUCGGAUAGCAAAAAGAAUGAAAAACCAAUCCUAAGUUAUUUAGAAAGAGAAAUUGUUCGAAUAGGCACUAAUAUACAUACUCUGAGCUAAAAGUUCAUAGCUUUGAAUUCUAAUCUCUAAAAUAUUAGCGAACAACACCGAGAAUUCGAGAAUUAACAAUCCAUUAAAAUGUUAUAGCUUGAUUAAAGAUUAUAAAACUAAGAAAAGAUAAGCAAAAAUAUUUUAGAAAAUGUGAAAUAACUGGUUGAUCAUUAAAAAAAACAAGAGAGUCAUUAAAAAAAACAAGAGAGCCACAAUUAAAGAAAUGAAGAGAUUUUUGAAAAAAUCCUUGAUCAAUUGAAACUUAUCAAUAAUAAGUUAGCGGUCAAUAUGGGUCAAGAUAUCUCACAUAAAGAUGAUGGCCAUCUGUAUCUAUGA